This is a messenger RNA of Polyodon spathula (Mississippi paddlefish), 1480 nucleotides long. RefSeq names its product proprotein convertase subtilisin/kexin type 1 inhibitor, like (gene pcsk1nl). The transcript is spliced from 3 exons. The record is from RefSeq and is a predicted model, not a curated record. Gene Ontology annotation, biological process: negative regulation of endopeptidase activity. Bases 96 to 1160 code for a protein of 354 amino acids. Gene Ontology annotation, molecular function: endopeptidase inhibitor activity. Lineage: Eukaryota; Metazoa; Chordata; Actinopteri; Acipenseriformes; Polyodontidae.
CCUUCUCUCUCUCCAUCCUCACUGUGUCUCGCUCACUCCCUCUUCUCCUCUCACACUCCUCUCCUCACCCGGGCAGCCUCAUCUCCUUCUCCAAGAUGACGGGCCCUCUCAGCAGCGCAGCGUUCCUGAUCAGAGUCUUCGUCUUUCUGAGCGCCGUGCCGGGCUUACCCUGCAAGCCGUUGAACCAAGGCGGUCAGCACAGAGUCUCUUGGAGCCGCGACGAUCCGACCGCGGGGCGCCGUUUCCGGAGGGACCUGCACGACUCCCUGCCCCCCCUCCCCUAUGAGGCCGAGAUGAUGAUGAUGGCGUACCCCCCUUCCUCCUCCUCCUCCAACGCCCGCAACGAUGUCUACUACCAGCCGGGGGAGGGGGGCUGGAGGGAACGUGGACAGCAGGACGACCAGCGACUGGGUCAGGCCCUGCAGCAGCUGGUGGAGGACGGUCGGAGACGGGACCAGGAGGCUGUCUAUCUAGCCGGCUUGCUACGACUCCUGACCCCCGAGGCGGGGCCCGAGGGCUACCCCGGGGCUCAGCAGAGGCCCCCCAAACCCGGUGAGGCAGGCUUGGCCCCAGCUGUCGAUUUCCAGGGCCCCUUCCCACCCGAUUAUGACGACACCAGCGUGGCAAAGCCCCAGAGAGGGUGGCAGAAUGUCCAGAACCUAAUGGAGCCCCAGCUUGCCCAGGCACUGAUGAACCGAUACAGGCAGGAGAAGCUCUACGAGGCCGGGCUCUCCCCUCCGCCAGCCUCCAGACUCGUGCUUCAAGAGGCAGCAGCCGAGGCAGAGGGGGAGGCAGAAAGAGAGGGGGACGAGGACGUGUUGAGGUACCUGGUCGGGCAGAUCCUGUCCAGCGCGGCCAGCGAGGGGGGUCCGCAGCCCCCGGCCCGGCUGUCGAAGGGAGGGCAGUCAGAGGACUACUCGGGGCUCCGGCGCUCCCGCCGGUCACUGGGCGACGGAGCGGGCAGCCCCGAGGAGGAGAACCUGCUGCGGGUCAAGCGAAUAGACGAGGCGGGGGUGAGAGACGCGAUCCAGGGGCUGCAGCAGCGCACGAAGAGGGUCGAUAGCGAACCACAGGCGGGGAAGCAAGCGAGGAAGCGCCGCUACGUUGCGUACGACCCAGAAGAGCUGGCGGAAAGGAUCUUGAAAUAUCUGCCGGAUUAAAAACAGAUAUAUAUUUGAAAAUAAUAAUUAAUAAUUGCAUUUAAAUUAAACUUACUUAUAGGUAAAACCUGUUUCGACACACGACCGCUGCAGUUACCAAAAAAAAAGAAAAUGUUUGUUUCGUUUUACAAAACUGCGCCGAUUGGUUUAUUUUAAUGUAUUUAUUUAAUUUUUUCGUUUUAACCCUACGCCGCGAAACUAAAACAGCAAAUGUGAUCAGUACUGACCAAACCCCUUCAGACUAUCUAAACAAAAUAAUAAUAAUAAUAAUAAUAAUAAUAAUAAUAAUAAUAAUAAUAAUAAUAAUAAUAAUGGAAAUA